CGCUUAUAUUCGCUUACUCGCCUGUUCACAACACCUCGCCGAGCGGCUGAACGGAGCUCCGUUGCCUCCUUCACCCGCCUUACCACCACACCCAGCCGCCAGCUUCAUACGUCGACAACACGCUUCGCCAUGUCAGAGUUCGCCCAGUAUACUGCCAAGAGCAAGGCUCCUAUAACAAAUGGUGACAAGCCAAUUGGCACCGCAUGGGGCAACGAGCGCAACCCCGCCGCCUUCGACUUCCGCUCCGAUGUGCACACCACACCAACCCUGUCUAUGCUGAAGGCGAUCCAAGAAUGCACGCUCCUCGACGAUGUAUCCAUGGAAGACCCGACAACGCUCGGCCUUGAGAAGUUCAUAGCCGAGCUGACAGGCAAGGAAGACGCCCUCCUCGUCCUCUCCGGUAGCAUGGGCAACCAAGUAGCCCUGCGCUCCCACCUCACCGCCCCGCCUCAAGCCAUUGUAUGCGACCGCCGCUCCCACAUCAUCCAGUACGAAGCAGGUGGUGUUGCCUCUCUCUCGCAGGCCCUCACACAACCUAUCGAUGCGAAGAACGAGACGUACAUAACACUCGAGGAAGUGCAGAAGUACGCCGUCAUUAGCGAUGAUGUUCAUGCCUGCCCGACCCGCGUCAUCUCUCUCGAAAACACACUCAAUGGCGCCAUCAUGCCGCUCUCCGAAGUCCGCCGCAUUGCCGCCUGGGGCCGCGAGAACGGCAUUAUAAUGCACAUGGACGGUGCGCGCUUGUGGGAAGCAGUAGCCGCCGGUGCAGGCACACUCAAGGAGUUCUGCGCAGAGAUGGACAGUCUGAGUUUGUGCUUCAGCAAAGGUCUUGGAGCGCCGAUUGGCAGCAUCAUCGUUGGCACGAAGCAGUUCAUCAAGCGGAGUCGCUGGAUCCGCAAGUCUAUUGGUGGCGGAUUGCGCCAGGCAGGUGUGGUAGCAGCGCCAGCGCGUGUCGCCGUUGAAGAGACCUUCCUCGGCGGCCGCCUCACAGAGUCCCACGAGAAGGCCAAGCGGAUACAGAAGAUUUGGACAGACCUCGGCGGCAAGCUGGACUACCCCGUUGAUUCGAAUAUGGUCUGGUUGAACCUCGAAGCGCACAACAUCGACGUCAACCACUUCAUUGAGACUGGAGAGAAGUACGGUGUGCGCACAAGAGGAGGGCGCUUUGUGGUGCACUACCAGAUCAGCGAGGAGUGUAUUGAUGCUUGUCGCAAAUUCUUUACAGAAGCCUUGACAGGUAAGGAAGGAGAGGGCAAGAAGGACGAGGCACCGCAUGACCCAGAAGAACUGAAGAUGAAAGGUAAGGGCGUGGAGUAGCAGUCUACCGCACUAGACAAUAUAAUUCGAGAAAACGAUCAAAACAUAUCUGUGGUCCAAUGAUCUGAUGACGGGAGAUAGGGCGCACUGGGGUUUGGCUCCUAUGAGUUACGAGGGAAAAUGAUCAAAGUGAAUUUAACUACCCGAUUUGGAUAUUGUCCCCGAG
Messenger RNA from Macroventuria anomochaeta, 1483 nucleotides. RefSeq lists its product as uncharacterized. NCBI's taxonomy places the organism in Eukaryota, Fungi, Ascomycota, Dothideomycetes, Pleosporales, Didymellaceae. The transcript is spliced from 2 exons. The record is from RefSeq and is a predicted model, not a curated record. Gene Ontology annotation, molecular function: L-allo-threonine aldolase activity. Gene Ontology annotation, cellular component: cytosol. Gene Ontology annotation, biological process: L-threonine catabolic process; glycine biosynthetic process. The coding region runs from base 130 to 1317 and encodes 395 amino acids.